Messenger RNA from Leptidea sinapis, 653 nucleotides. RefSeq names its product retinaldehyde-binding protein 1-like. The transcript is spliced from 4 exons. Gene Ontology annotation, molecular function: phosphatidylinositol bisphosphate binding. Bases 100 to 615 code for a protein of 171 amino acids. Gene Ontology annotation, cellular component: membrane. Lineage: Eukaryota; Metazoa; Arthropoda; Insecta; Lepidoptera; Pieridae. The record is from RefSeq and is a predicted model, not a curated record.
CCGCUGGCAGGCCGCUCGCGCGACGGUAACGUAGUCCUCUACUCACAUCUUAUCGGCACGGAUAUUAGCACGUUCAACUGUUCGGUCGGCCUCAAAGACAUGCUGAUGAUCAUAGAUCUGUGGCAGUACGAGGAAGGGACUUGGCCUGCGUUGGAGUUAGUACUCAAUUUCGCGAAUUAUACAUUUGGCCACAUUACCAAAAUAGAUCUACGUAAUAUUCAACUUAUGACGUUUUAUCUUCAGGAAGCCAUACCAUUGAAAUUAAAACGGAUACAUAUAUUAAACGCAUCAUCAACUAUCGACAGGUUGGUCUCUCUAACGAAACCGUUUCUCAAGAGUGAGUUGCUGAAGUGUUUACAUAUAUACAGUGAUGGUAUUGCAGCUCUUCAUAAUCACAUACCUGCUCAACAUUUCCCGAAAGAUGUCGGUGGAGAAUACAAAACUCUUAACGAAUGCAAAGAUGUCAUUUUGAAGAAGCUGAGAGAAAAUGCCGCGUUCUUCGCGGCAGAGAGCAAAAAGCGCGUGUCGGAGGAGCUGCGGCAGAACGAGCAGCGCUGGGACCGAGCGUACGAGCAUCUUGUAUAUGGCUCCUUCAAGAAACUCGACAUCGACUGACACAUUGCUCCAUACAGAAAUAUAUUAUUUACUCGGUA